AUGAAUGAUAUUUUCAGGGAUCAUUUGCGAAAAUUUAUUUUAGUAUUCUUUGAUGAUAUUUUGAUUUACAGUAAGGAUUAUGCUUCACAUCUGGGGCAUUUGAAGGUUGUUUUGGAUAUUCUCAAACAGAAUCAGCUGGUAAUCAAUAAGAAGAAAUGCACGUUUGGUCAGCUUAAACUUGAAUAUUUGGGUCAUAUCAUCUCCUCUGAAGGAGUGCAGGUUGACCCCUCCAAGAUUGACAGUAUGAUAUCUUGGCCAAGUCCUAGAGAUAUAAAGUCUUUGCGGGGAUUUUUGGGACUCACGGGAUAUUACAAAAAAUUUGUCAAAGAUUAUGGUAAGAUUGUUGCCCCUUUAACUGAUUUACUAAAAAAAGAUGCCUUUUCAUGGGGAGAACGCGCUCAACAAGCUUUUGAGGCAUUGAAGUUGGCUAUGACUCAAGUGCCUGUCUUAUCGAUGCCAAACUUUUCUCAACCCUUUGUAAUUGAAGCUGAUGCUUCGGGAUUUGGUGUUGGUGCAGUUUUGAUGCAAAAUGGUAAGCCUAUUUCCUAUUUCAGUUGA
Solanum verrucosum is the source of this 558-nucleotide messenger RNA. RefSeq lists its product as uncharacterized. The record is from RefSeq and is a predicted model, not a curated record. NCBI's taxonomy places the organism in Eukaryota, Viridiplantae, Streptophyta, Magnoliopsida, Solanales, Solanaceae. Bases 1 to 558 code for a protein of 185 amino acids. The transcript has a single exon.